AUGGGUGAGGUGACAGCAGAGGAGGUGGAGAAGUUCCUGGACUCAAAUAUUGGCUUUGCCAAACGGUAUUACGAUCUCCACUACAGGGCCAAGGUUAUCUCAGACCUCCUUGGGGCCAAGGAGGCAGCUGUGGACUUCAGCUACUACCACCCUCUGAGCAGCGUGGAGGAGAGUGAAAUCAUCUUUGAUCUCCUGAGGGACCUUCAAGAGAACUUGCAGGCUGAGAAGUGUACCUUUAAUGUCAUGAAGAAGCUGUGCUUCCUCCUGCAGGCAGACCGUAUGAGCCUGUUCAUGUACAGGGCCCGAAAUGGCAUCGGGGAGCUAGCCACUCGACUCUUCAACGUCCACAAGGAUGCCACCUUUGAGGAAUGCCUGGUGAUGCCCGAUUCCGAGAUCGUCUUCCCUCUGGACAUGGGUGUCGUGGGCUAUGUCGCACAGUCUAAGAAGGUCAACAAUGUCCCCAACACAAAAGAGGAUGAGCAUUUUUGUGACUUCGUGGACAACCUCACAGAGUACCAGACCAAGAACAUUCUGGCUUCCCCUAUAAUGAAUGGGAAGGACUUGGUGGCUGUAUUGAUGGCUGUGAAUAAAGUAGAUGGACCCCACUUCACCAAGGGAGAUGAAGAGAUUCUUCUCAAGUACCUCAAUUUUGCAAAUCUACUCAUGAAGGUUUACCACUUGAGUUACCUGUACAACUGUGAGACUCGGCGUGGCCAGAUACUGCUGUGGUCUGGGAGCAAAGUCUUUGAAGAACUUACAGACAUUGAGAGACAGUUCCACAAAGCCCUGUACACAGUCCGUGCCUUCCUCAACUGUGACAGAUAUUCUGUGGGUCUCUUAGACAUGACCAAGCAGAAGGAAUUUUUCGAUGUCUGGCCAGUUCUGAUGGGUGAAGCACCUCCCUAUACCGGUCCCAGGACCCCGGAUGGAAGGGAAAUUAACUUUUACAAGGUCAUUGACUACAUCCUGCAUGGCAAAGAAGACAUCAAAGUAAUUCCGAAUCCACCUCCUGACCACUGGGCUUUAGUAAGUGGUCUCCCCACUUAUGUUGCCCAAAAUGGCCUGAUUUGCAAUAUCAUGAAUGCACCUGCCGAGGACCUUUUUGCAUUUCAGAAAGAGCCUCUGGAUGAUUCUGGAUGGAUGAUCAAAAAUGUCCUUUCAAUGCCGAUUGUGAACAAGAAGGAAGAAAUUGUUGGGGUGGCCACGUUCUACAAUCGCAAAGAUGGGAAGCCCUUUGAUGAAAUGGAUGAGACCCUCAUGGAGUCUUUGACUCAAUUCCUGGGCUGGUCUGUCUUGAAUCCUGACACCUAUGAGUCUAUGAACAAACUUGAAAAUCGGAAGGAUAUUUUCCAAGACAUUGUAAAAUAUCAUGUAAAGUGUGACAAUGAAGAAAUUCAGAAAAUCUUGAAAACCAGAGAGGUGUAUGGGAAGGAGCCAUGGGAUUGUGAGGAAGAGGAGCUAACUGAGAUCCUGCGGGGAGAGCUGCCAGAUGUAGAGAAAUAUGAAAUUAAUAAAUUCCACUUCAGUGACUUGCCCCUCACAGAACUGGAGCUGGUGAAAUGUGGAAUACAGAUGUAUUAUGAGCUCAAAGUGGUGGAGAAAUUCCACAUUCCACAAGAGGCCCUGGUGCGGUUCAUGUACUCCCUGAGUAAGGGCUAUCGCAAGAUCACCUACCACAACUGGCGGCACGGCUUCAACGUGGGACAGACCAUGUUCUCCUUGCUGGUGACAGGAAAGCUGAAGCGAUACUUCACGGACCUAGAGGCCCUUGCCAUGGUCACUGCUGCCUUCUGCCAUGACAUUGACCACAGAGGCACCAACAACCUCUACCAGAUGAAAUCCCAGAACCCACUGGCCAAGCUCCAUGGGUCCUCCAUCUUGGAAAGACAUCACUUGGAGUUUGGCAAGACACUGCUGAGAGAUGAGAGCCUGAAUAUCUUUCAAAACCUCAACCGCCGACAGCAUGAGCACGCAAUCCACAUGAUGGACAUCGCAAUCAUUGCCACGGACCUCGCCCUGUAUUUCAAGAAGAGGACGAUGUUCCAGAAGAUCGUGGAUCAGUCUAAGACAUAUGAAAAUGAACAGGAAUGGACACAGUACAUGAUGUUGGAGCAGACGCGAAAGGAAAUUGUUAUGGCCAUGAUGAUGACAGCCUGUGAUCUCUCAGCCAUCACCAAGCCCUGGGAGGUGCAGAGCAAGGUGGCUCUGCUGGUGGCAGCGGAGUUCUGGGAGCAAGGCGACCUGGAGCGCACAGUGCUGCAGCAGAGUCCCAUUCCCAUGAUGGACAGAAACAAGGCGGAUGAACUCCCUAAGCUUCAAGUCGGCUUCAUUGACUUUGUGUGCACCUUUGUCUACAAGGAAUUCUCCCGUUUCCAUGAGGAGAUCACCCCCAUGCUGGAUGGGAUCACCAACAACCGCAAGGAGUGGAAGGCGCUAGCUGACGAAUAUGAGGCCAAGAUGAAGGCGCUGGAGGAGGAGAAGCAGAAGCAGCAGGAGGCCCAGCAAGCAGCCUACGGAAACCAGCCUGCAGGGAAUCCUAACCCUGGGGGUGCACCUGCAUCCAAGUCCUGCUGCAUCCAGUAGCACCUCCGGCCACUGCUGGUCAGAAUGGCACCAUCUAUUCAAGGAAAGAGGUCACCCAAGCCAUCAGAAAGUCACACACCUUGAAAAGUGAAAGCGUCGCGGGAUUUGAGUGAUGAUGGACAAUCCAUUUACAUCUCAUCUAGUGGGUUUUGAACAUUUUUGUUUUCUAGCCUUGAGAAUUGUCCAUUAAGCUAAAACCAAUAUUCUAAGUUUCAUAGACAUCAAUUAGAUUCCAGGUUCACCUGCUUGCAUAGAGUCAUUUUUGUUCUUAUACUUCUGUUUAAUGUUUCAUUAUACAAGUUCUUGGUUACUCUCAAAAGUAGAAAAUUAUAAAUUGAGGGCUGGGGUUGUGGCUCAGCGGUAGAGCGCUUGCCUAGCAUGUGUGAGUCACUGGAUUCGAUUCUCAGCAGCAUAUAUAAAUAAAUGAAUAAAAUAAAGGCAUCUAAAAAUAAUAUUUAAAAAAAAAGAAAAUUACAAAUCGAAUCCCCAGGUACCCAUCACCCGGAUAUGAAUAUCAAGAUUUGGCUACAUUUACUUCAUCUUCCUUUUUACAUUUCUUUUUUUCUCUUUUCUUAGCUGAAAUACUUUAAGGUAAAUGUGACAUACCUUUUCACUCCAUAUCUUUUCACUCUUCCAACACAUCUUGAAAGGACUAAGGGAUUUUUCCAGCAUAAGCAGGGAUUCACACAUAGCACAGGAACAGCUCGUGUACGCAGAGAUAGCCGUGCAGACCAGUCCUGAAUGACAAAGUCCUUCAAUACUGGACAUGGAGCCCCAGUAACUGUGAGUGCUGUCAGCCGACAGCCUCAGCGCCAGCCCCUUCAGGGUUCUCCUCAGGCACAGGGAUACUCUUUGCAUUUCCGGAAAUCAGCCUGCGGGGAAUGAGUGCCCUAUACCCAGCGACUGACUCAUGCUGGAGAAGCCUGGCCAUCUUGACCCACCAUGAGGAACUCUGAAAGGCCUUUCUAGCUCCAGGUCUCCCGCGGGGUCCAUCAAGGCUGUUGAUAAGUUCCCAUCACCACUCCCCUCCCUUCCUCUCCCCAGGUAAAUCGCCAGGCUUUCCUUACUAAGCAUCCUGCAGUCCAAGUAUCCCUUUGAGAGUCUGCUUCCUGGGGAACCCAACUUGUGGCAACAACCCUUCAUCAACUUCCCCUAUUGUCACAAAAAUGUCUUUGAGAGCUGAUCUGCUUGAAUCUGACCCAAACAAUUUUCACACAUUGAAUUUAGUUGCUGUGUUCCUUUAUACUUGCUAGAUUUUAGGAAGACAGACGUAUUCUUGAAUCUUCCAUUGAUUUCAAGGUGUAUAAAUAAGUUAAGGUAAAUCAUUCUUAAUUGCAGACCUUCAGUUUCGAUUCAUGGCAUUCUGUCGGUUUAAAAAUAGAGAUUAUUUCUUUAAAACCAAAUCAAAGUACACUCUGGUGGGUCAGCAAUGCCUGCCUGGUACAAGUAGUAUUCAUGCUAUAGUAACCGUGUUGAAAAAGGCAAAAGAAAAUGAAAGUGUGGUUCAAUCCCCAGCACCAAAAAGAAAACGAAAGUUGAAAUUGGCAAAAAGAUGGCUGAAAAGUCUGCUCUAAGCUUCUGCUAAUUGUCCAAACUCGAAUUUUCUUUCUACUGUUUUCCUCUCCCCAGCUUUAUUGAAGUAGAACUGACAAAUAAAAAUGACUUCUA
Marmota monax (woodchuck) is the source of this 4251-nucleotide messenger RNA. It is a transcript of the gene Pde6a, whose product is annotated as phosphodiesterase 6A. The transcript is spliced from 22 exons. The coding region runs from base 1 to 2583 and encodes 860 amino acids. Gene Ontology annotation, molecular function: 3',5'-cyclic-nucleotide phosphodiesterase activity; protein binding. The record is from RefSeq and is a predicted model, not a curated record. Lineage: Eukaryota; Metazoa; Chordata; Mammalia; Rodentia; Sciuridae. Gene Ontology annotation, biological process: signal transduction.